CUGCCUUCCAUUAUUCUUUACGCUGUCCACCACUGCACCGCAUUUCGACGUGCUCGACCCUCUGCAUGCUGUCUGCGCUACUUCUGCACCGGUGCCCGCGUUGUUUCUGGGAUCCAGUAGCCCAAAGGAGCACUCAUCUCGGCGGCCGUGGCGCAUCGAGCGAGACCGGGAUGCGCGCCUUACGUAACCCAACUUAACUAGUGCAAACGCCUCGCGGUGACGCAUCUCUCUGUAAAUGCCUCCAGACAUUGCCCGAUUUCGCCAUCAUGGGCCAAAGCGCCUCGUCACCAGGCGAUGGCAGCGGCGCUGCUGAUGCCGCUCAGGUCAAGACAUCCUACUACACGCUGCUGAGUGUCGAGCGGAAUGCCACAGAGGAUGAAAUCAAAAAAGCCUAUCGUCGAAAAGCACUUGAACUUCAUCCCGACAGAAAUUAUGGAAACGUCGAGGCUGCUACAAGGCUCUUUGCCGAAGUGCAGUCCGCGUAUGAAGUGCUGUCCGAUCCGCAAGAACGAGCCUGGUAUGACAGUCACGAGUCUGCUAUUUUGCAUGGCCAAGACCCUCAAGAGGAAGGUGCUGUACCCACGUAUCAAAACGUGAAGAUCACCACAGCGAACGACAUCAACAACAUCGUAGGCAAAUUCAACCGGAAUGUCGAGUUUACAGAUUCUCCUUCGGGCUUCUUCGGCUUCCUUCGCGAGACCUUUGAACGUUUGGCUCAGGAAGAGGACAUUGCUGGCCAAAUGGAUGAUGUGGACAAUCCCGAGUAUCCCACCUUCGGGCACAAAGACGACGAUUAUCCUGAUGUCGUAAAGAAGUUCUACGCAGCAUGGUCUGGCUUCAGUACUGUCAAGUCUUACUCCUGGUGUGACAAGUACAGAUUAUCGGAAGCGCCCGAUCGCUUUAUUCGCCGGAGAAUGGAGCAGGAGAAUGCAAAGUCUCGAAAGGAUGGCCGAGAUGAGUUCAAUGAAGCUGUUCGUGCGCUUGUUCAGUUCGUCAAGAAGCGUGACCCGCGUGUUGUGCUAGACACACGGACCGAAGAGGAGCGUAGCAAGGCUCUGCGUGAUGCGGCAGAGUCACAACGUCGGAGAGCCAUGGAAGCCAAUGCUGCCAAAACGGCUGGCUCCGUGCCUGAAUGGGCACAAUCAAGAGAGCCAGAUGAGCAUGCGGAGCUGGAAGGCACGUUCGAAAGUGACACUGAGGAGGAAGAAGUCUUCGAGUGCGUGGCUUGCAACAAGAUCUUCAAAAGUGAGAAGCAGAUGGAUGCUCAUGAGAAGAGCAAAAAGCAUCAAAAAGCUAUCAAGGAGCUCCAGAAGAGAAUGAGGAAGCAGGAUGCCAAGCUCGACCUCAAUGGUAGUGGUGCGGCCACGCCAGAUGUUGACGAAGAGGAAGAGGAAGUGCUAGAUGAUCUGGCGGCAGAGGUAGACGAUCACGAGGCGGCGGACAAAAGAGAAGAGCCGGUGGAGGAUGAAACCGAUGAAGACAGUCCCCCUCGAAAGGAAAUCGAUACCGAUGACGAAGAUGAGGAAGAGAACACAAGACCUGAACAGCUCAAAGGCACUUCUGCGCCGGGUACGCCUUCAGACUCCGAAGAUGAAGACUACGCCUCCCGAGAGACCAUAGAAGCACGAAUCGCUGCUACAACACUCACAGACGAGACUACCUCUACUCCAUUGACACCAACCAUCACCGACAGCGACAACGGAUCCUCCGCUCAACAGCAACCGAAGAAGAAGCUCGGUGCCGCAGCCAAGAAGCGAGCAAAGAAGGCUGCAGCUGCUGCCGAGACCUCUGGAACGCAAACGCCGGCCGAACACAGAUGUAUCAAUUGCAGUGCCGAGUUCGAAUCCAAAUCAAAAUUGUUCGAUCAUUUAAAGCAGAAUCCAAAACAUGCUGCGCUGAAGACCGUGGUGGGUGGUAGUAGCGGGAAGGGCAAGAAGAAGGGGAAGAAAUGACCUGGAAAGUGAAGAUAUUGCAUGGCGAGGGCGUUGAAGUCGCAUGAAAAGUGCUGGCGCAUUGUGAAGAUACCCAAUGACGAUUCUGAUGAUAAACUCUAGAAUAUGGUCGAUCAAAAAAGUACUAUAAAGCUCCUUUUAAGGAAGACAAAAUCAAACGG
Messenger RNA from Cercospora beticola, 2113 nucleotides. RefSeq names its product Jjj1p (gene JJJ1). Gene Ontology annotation, molecular function: nucleic acid binding; zinc ion binding. NCBI's taxonomy places the organism in Eukaryota, Fungi, Ascomycota, Dothideomycetes, Mycosphaerellales, Mycosphaerellaceae. The record is from RefSeq and is a predicted model, not a curated record. Gene Ontology annotation, cellular component: cytoplasm.